CGCAUGCGUCAGCUCGUUGUGUACGGAAGUGCUGCAGCAGCAUGCAGAGAGGAGAGCUGAGAUGUUCAAACACGUCUUCCUGACAGGACCUCCAGGUGUGGGUAAAACCACUCUGGUCCAGAAAGCCUGUGAAGCCUUGGCGUCAUCAGGAGCGGGGGUUGAAGGGUUUUACACGGAGGAGGUCAGGGAGGGGGGCCGGAGAGUCGGCUUUGAUGUGGUCACAGUGACGGGACAGAGAGGCCAGCUGUCCAGAAUCAGAGACGUUUCGGCUGCGCCUCACGGCAGACGGGAGUACACCGUGGGACAGUAUGUGGUCGACUUGCCUGCGUUUGAAAACGUGGCUCUGCCCCUCUUCAGAAAUGCAGGGUCAGCUGAUGGCGGCGGCAGGAAGGUGUUUGUCAUCGAUGAGAUCGGUAAGAUGGAGCUCUUCAGCCAGCCGUUCAUCAGAGCCGUGAGGCAGACUUUAGGAAGCUCCUCCUGCUCCGUCCUCGGCACCAUCCCCGUUCCUAAGGGCAAACCUCUGGGCCUGGUGGAGGAGGUGCGGAGCAGGACGGACGUGAAGGUCUUCACUGUCUCCAAGGAGAACAGGAACUCUCUCCUCCCUGAGAUCGUAUUGACUUUAGAGAGCUGUCUGAAGCAGACGGCCUGAUGCUGGAUCCUCUCAGAGCAAGGAGACGAGGAGACAAGGAGACGAGGAGACGAGCAGCGAGGAGACGAUCGCGAGCAGCCGUGCAGAGUUUAGUGCUGACAUGAAGUUUUAUUUGUGUCAGUGAGUAUUCACGCAGAGUGUUGAGUGGAUCCACACACGCUUCAGAGCGAGGUCAUGACCUCACCUGGAGGACACGCAUAGCUGCUGGAGCUGUGUGUGUGUGUGUGUGUGUGUGUGUUUGUCACAUGCAUGUAUUUAUGUACAAUAUUCCCUCUUUCUCCCACAGCCUGAAAAUGGAUUAGAUGUUGAAUAAUUUAAGUUGAGAUGGAGCAUCGCAGGGAAUCUUUGUGUUAGUGUGUAAAUAUCUGAGAGUCACACGCUGCUCGUCUCUCUGUCACAGUUUAUUCUUUAACUCUCGGCUGAUGUUCCCCCUCUCUUCACAUUAAAGACUUUAUUUCACUCUAACCUGA
Messenger RNA from Notolabrus celidotus (New Zealand spotty), 1119 nucleotides. RefSeq names its product nucleoside-triphosphatase, cancer-related (gene ntpcr). Gene Ontology annotation, molecular function: ATP hydrolysis activity. The coding region runs from base 62 to 649 and encodes 195 amino acids. The record is from RefSeq and is a predicted model, not a curated record. The transcript has 5 exons. NCBI's taxonomy places the organism in Eukaryota, Metazoa, Chordata, Actinopteri, Labriformes, Labridae.